Messenger RNA from Oncorhynchus keta (chum salmon), 579 nucleotides. Its product is annotated as avidin-related protein 3-like. The transcript has 4 exons. The record is from RefSeq and is a predicted model, not a curated record. The coding region runs from base 1 to 579 and encodes 192 amino acids. NCBI's taxonomy places the organism in Eukaryota, Metazoa, Chordata, Actinopteri, Salmoniformes, Salmonidae. Gene Ontology annotation, molecular function: biotin binding.
AUGUGUUCAUCGAAACAAUUUGUUGGUCGUGAUUGUCGGCGUCGCUGUACACAGUGUUAUUAUACCACUCUCCUCUCCGAUUCUGUCUUCGUCUGUACAAAGCAUCCGGAAGAAGAGUCAUACAUCGGGAUAAAGAUGGGGGAUUUAAAAACGGAGUAUCAUCGACAACAGUUGAUGGCAACGGUUGGGGAUCAACCUCCCACUGCUGAGGCAAUCCCAUGCAAUGUGACGGGAGUGUGGCGAAAUGAGCUGGGCUCUGUGCUUGAUAUUGAGGCGGUCGGUUCUGAGCUCCGAGGCCGUUAUCAGAGUGCAGUGGAGACUGCUCCAGGAGUCACGGGUCCAGAACACCAGGCCAAGCUACUGGGGGUGACUAGUAAUCAGGGUCUGCAAACCUCUGUGGCUUUCUCUGUGUUAUGGGAGGCAGGUUCCUGUAGCUCUUGGGUUGGUCAGUGUUUCCAACUGCCUGAUGGGAAGCGAGUGCUGAAGACCGUGUGGAUGCUGCGCUCUGUGGCUUCAUGCCUUGCAGACAACUGGAAGAGUACCAGGAUGGGAGAGGAUAUGUUCGUCUUCAUUUCCUGA